Molecule: messenger RNA, 1680 nt
Organism: Sporothrix schenckii 1099-18
Lineage: Eukaryota; Fungi; Ascomycota; Sordariomycetes; Ophiostomatales; Ophiostomataceae
Product: kinesin family member C1
Exons: 1
Coding region: 1-1680 (559 amino acids)
Biological process (GO): microtubule-based movement
Molecular function (GO): ATP binding; microtubule binding; microtubule motor activity
Source: RefSeq, a predicted model, not a curated record
AUGUUUCGGCAACAACUUCAAUCUGCAAUAGCCACCUUAGAAAAUGUACGACACGAAUACUCUCACAGGAUCGACGACCAAUCGCGUGAACACCGCCACGAGCUCGAUAGAUUGAGGAAAGAAUUGCGAGAAGAACUUCAACAACGAGAGUGGGAGCACAAAGAAGCCAUGAGCGCCAUGGAUAGGAACCACAAAGCGAACCAGGCAGAGGAGUAUGCCCGUGCACACCAGGAAAUGCAAUCCCUUCAAGCCAAUCUUCAGUUUGAGCACCAGAGCCUUAAAACAGAGAUGCGAGGCAAGGAGCACGAAAUUGAAAAAUUACGGGCCGUAAUCGAGAACCAGCAAUCCAACAUCGACAGGGAGUGCUCGUUCAAAUCCGCUCUGCAAGAAAAACUUUUGGAGUCGAGUUCUCAGAAGAUUCUAUUGGAGGAUAGAGUCCACAUGCUACAGACGCAGGUUGACUUUCUUAAAUCGGACAGCAAACAAAAAUCGGAUCAGUUUUCUGUGAUGGAGGCCCGGUUACAGGACGCUCUGAAGGCUUCUCAGGAAUCCCGUCAAAGGCUCAUAAAGGAGGAGGCUGAACGACGUGUUCUCUUCAACAAGUACCAAGAGCUGAAGGGAAAUAUUCGUGUCAUGUGCCGUGUACGACCGGUCCUGGGGACUGACGCAGGCAGCGACGCAAAAUUCCGAUUCCCAGAUGCGACAACAUCAUCAUCACAAAUUGAUGUUACUGGGCCAGAAGAAAAGAAUAGCCUUGGGGUCGUUUGUCGAAGGACUGCAACAUUUGAAUUCGACCGUGUCUUUCAGCCGGCCGUUCAAAAUGAGGAAGUUUUUGGCGAAAUAUCACAGCUUGUUCAGAGUGCCCUCGAUGGCUACAACGUAUGCAUCUUUUGCUACGGCCAGACAGGGUCUGGCAAGACGUACACAAUGUUUGCAGAAGGCGGUGUGAUUUCUCUUGCUGCGCACAUGAUUUACGACAACAUACGACUAUUGGGAGAAAAGCAAUGGUCGUACACGGUGAACGGUAGCUUUGUGGAAGUGUAUAACGAGGAAUUGCAUGACCUGCUUUCCAACCCCAAUUGCGGUGGUUCCAAAGACCAGGAGCCCAAAAAAAGGCUGGAGAUUCGACACGACGACAUUCGCAAUAUAACGACAAUUGUCAACUGCAAAACCGUACGACUAGGCUCUUCGGACGAAGUCAACGCUAUGUUGAACCUGGCACAUAGUAACCGCUCUGUGGCGGCUACUGGUUUAAACGAACGGUCUUCCCGGUCGCAUUCGAUAUUCAUUCUCGAUUUGGUCGGUGAGAAUGCAGCCACAGGAGAACAGUGCCAUGGCACAUUAAACCUCGUUGAUUUGGCUGGCUCGGAGCGUCUCAAGCAGAGUGGUGCGGAGGGCGACCGCAUGAAAGAAACGCAGAGCAUUAAUAGGAGCCUAGCUUGUCUUGGCGAUGUCAUCGAAGCUCUUGGCCGCGGUGCCUCACACAUCCCCUAUCGAAAUUCAAAGCUCACUCACCUCUUGCAGUACUCGCUUGGUGGAAACUCCAAGACUCUGAUGUUUGUUAUGAUUAGUCCCCUUGAGCAACACCUGAAAGAAUCGCUCACGAGCCUACGAUUUGCAACAAAGGUUAAAUACUUCCUAACUACCUCAACAAUUGCGUACAAUUGCACUAUUUACUGA